CGGCGAUGACGUCGCGGGGGCCUGGCCGGGCGUCGCGGACUCGGGAGAUGGAGGAAAAGGAGCAAUUACGGCGACAGAUCCGUCUCCUGCAGGGUCUGAUCGAUGACUACAAAAACCUCCAUGGCAAUGGCUCUGCCCCCCGCACCUCAGCUGCUUCCCGGUGGCAGCCACCUGCUUACAACAGCAGCAGGGCCUUCAGUGCCUGCUACCCUCGCCCAAGCCGGAGGGGCUUCUCCCCGAACCACGGGCCUGCGUGGCGCAAGAAAUACUCCCUUGUGAAUCGGCCCCCGGGACCCUCAGACCCAGCCGGUGACUGUGCUGUGCAGCUGCCCCUCAGGGCUGGGGGCAGCCAGGGUCCUGACCCCCAGCAGCAUGUCCUGGAGAGGCAGGUGCAGCUUAGUUCAGAUCAGAACAUGGUCAUCAAAAUCAAACCACCAUCAAAACCGGGUUCGGCUAGUGCUGCAGGGGUCCCUCGGGGCUCCUUGGAAGAAUUUGAGGACCCCCCCGGGAGCGACCACAGGCCUCAGGAGGGUGAGGGCGAGCCCCCGGGGGGACAGCGGCAACCCCCAAAGCCAGGAAGAGUCAAGGGGAGCUGUGGUGCAGAGGACUCCCUUCUGGUCUGCCAGAAGGAGCCUGGCAAGCCUCGGGUAGUGAAGUCCGUGAGCAGCAUGAGUGACAGCCCCUCAGAGCCCCGGCGGACUGUCAGUGAGAGUGCAGUUGCUGUCAAGGCACGCUUCGCAGCGUCCACCCUGCCCCAGCGCAGUGGCGUGGCUGUGGGCCGGAAGGUGGGCUCACACUCUGUGGCCAGCUGUGUCGCACAUCUCCUCGGAGAUGGGAGAGUGAAUGCUGGCCACACAGAUCAGCCAGCUUCCGCUGGUGUGGUGGCCGGCCCAGCUAGACCAGCUUCUGGACCCAGGCAGGCCCGAGAGUCCUCACUGCUUGUGUCCUGUCGGACCAACAGGUUCCGGAAAAACAACUACAAGUGGGUGGCCGCUUCAGCGAAGAGCCCCCGGGCCACUCGGAGGGCCCUCAGUCCCCGAGCAGCCUCAGAGAAUGUGGGCAAGGCCCCCUUUGGCACAGCAGAACAAGUGGAGAAGCCACAGCUCAGAGCUGAUCCGGAUGCCAAGCCCAGGAGGUCGGCUGCGUCCUCCACGGCUGGGGCCUCCCCCAGCAAGUACAAGUGGAAAGCAUCCAGCCCCUCGGCCUCCUCAUUCUCCUCCUUCCGUUGGCAGUCAGAAGCUGGUAGCAAGGACCACGCCUCCCAGCUCUCUCCCGUCCCAUCUCGGUCCCCCUCAGGGGACAGACCAGCAGUGGGACCCAGCAGUUUGAAGCCCCUCUUCAGCGAGACCCCACUCUCGGCUUACAAAGUGAAGAGCCGCACCAAGAUCAUCCGGAGGCGGGGAAGUGCUAGCCUUCCUGGGGACAAGAAGAGCAGCCCCCCACCUGCUGCCACUCCUAAGAGCCAGUUCAGCCUGCGGCGGAGGCAGGCCCUCCGGGGAAAGAGCAGCCCCAUUCCGAAGAAGACGCCCAACAAGGGCCUGAUGCAGGUCACCAGGCACCGACUGUGCUGCCUGCCUCCAGGCCGGGCCCACCUCCCCACCAAGGAAGGAACCACCUUCAGCAUCCACCUUGCUCUGUCAGCGCUCCAGCCCGAGAACGCUCCGCCCG
Molecule: messenger RNA, 1668 nt
Organism: Leptonychotes weddellii (Weddell seal)
Lineage: Eukaryota; Metazoa; Chordata; Mammalia; Carnivora; Phocidae
Source: RefSeq, a predicted model, not a curated record